UGAAAGUAUCGGAAAGAUCUAUUUCUGUAUUUUCUCGUGCGAUUUUCCACAGCUCUUGAUUCGAUCGGAAAGGUAAUGGAAACAUGUGAAGUUUGAAAGGGAAGUGUUGCAAGUGAAAGAGACUCGAUAAAGCUAAAAAUGGAAGUAGUCGACAAAGAUGUCUCUAACUUGGAACACAAAACUGCCAAUGCAUUGAAAAAUGCACCACAGCAGCUUGGUAUCACCACUGCUUUGACAGAAAUCCAGUCUGAGGCUGCAGACUUAACACGGUCACUGGAAACUGACACAAUUGAGACACAAAUGGAAAUAACUGAGAAGAGUAUUUCAUAUGACAACCAGGCCCAAGUAGACUUAAGUGACAUAAUUGAAUUACAACUUAAUGAAGAUUUCAGUACUAGUCCUGACACAUUCAAGGAUACCGAUGAAAAUGAUGACCAUGGUGAAUUUAAGUCAAAACAAAAAGUUAUUGAGGAUGAAACAAAUGCAGACAUUCACUCCAUAAGGAAUGAAACUGGAGGUGAUUGUGAUGUUACAUGUAGGUCUGUGGACUCUGAUUAUAAUGACAAAGCCAAAAAGAAUGAUGAUCCAGAGAUAGAAUCUAUUAAUGAAAAAAAGGCUAAUGAUGUCGGUAUCAACACUGGAAGUAUAACUGAUAGUGCUUCUGAGGAUGAAAAUACUUUAAAAUCUGCCUAUGAGGCAAAAGGUGAUGAUAAUUGUAACACUAACAAUUUUGCAGAGAAUAGUGAAGAAAAUGGAAUAUUUAUCAAUGAUGGUGACAUUGUGACAGCAAUUGAUGUGUAUGGUCGAGGAAAACGCACAAAACAUGAAAGAAAUUCCAAGGAAAAUAUAUCUGAUAAUGAAGUGAUGGAGGAGGAAAAUUUGUUAUCACUUCGUAGCCGGCGAAGUGAACAAAACCAUGCCAAACAUUCAUGCUCAAGGAGCCCAAAUAGAAGACAUUCAAGUCCAGGAAAAAAAACAAAAUCAAGAAAGAUGCCAUCACGUAACUAUGAUGAGGAAAAAGUGAUUUUACCAUUGAAAAAAGGAUGGAGAAGAGAAUUGGUGAUCAGAAAUGUCUUUGAGAAGUUUACAACAGUAGGGGGACUCAAACAAACACCAAUGGAUGUCUAUUACCACCCACCUAAAGGAAGAAAACUUAGAUCCAUGAAAGAAAUCAUUGAUUACUUAAAACGAACAGGGUCUCCAUUCACAGAGGACAACUUUUCACUUCUGAGGCGUCCAAUAUUUGAACCUCCUUAUGAAGUAGUACGACAUGCAGGAAAAUCUAAAGGGAGAGCUGCUGUGGUGAAAGAUGAAGAUUCCUCUUUUGAUACAUCGCUUGACAAGCCAGAAGUUGUGAUUGAAAGAGCUGAUGAGGGGGAGGAGAUGGAGGAAGAAAACAAUGAAGAAGUCAAAAAAGAUAAACCAUUGACAUCUACACCUGUAUCAUCCAUUGUAAAGCGUGCAAAAAUAAAAGUGACUCCCAUGAGAUCCACUUUCAAGUACCAGGGAAGGGGUAGACCUCCCAAAAAUAAAAUGCUUCCACAUGCUUUAGCAAAAACAAAAAGCCUUCUUUAUCGACAUUCAUCAAAACAUGGAUAUCAUGGAGUUACAGAGACACUGAUCAAAGAUGUUACAGUGACAAUGCCAGAUCUUUCCAGACAAAGUAGUGACUUGGAUGAUUCAAGUAUGCCUGAAUCACCCCCAGCAAAGAAAUUCAGGGCAACUGCACGCAAGAGUACUACCCAGAAGUAUUUCAAGCCCCCAAUACGUAAUUCUAGUCAGCAAGAAGGAGCAGAGGCCUUAUGUACAUUGUCAUGUCCAGGCCAGGAGAACAUUCCACCUAGUCUUCAGUGUGUUGUAUGUCUUUGUCUGUUCCAUCCACACUGUGUGGCCUACACUCCGUCAGAUAACCCAGAAUUUACAUGCCUGAGAUGUUAUGAUCCAUCACAAAUGCAGCCCAGAUGUAAAACCAUAACAGUGAUGAGAGUUGCACCAGCCUCUCAGGUACCUGUCUCUCCACGCAACACAGCCCCAGUCAUCAAACAAGAACCAAUCGACCCUGAUCAGAACAACUCUGCCCCUCAGCUUACUGCUGCAUCACCUAAGGAUGUCAACCCCACACUACUCGAACAUUUACGCACUAGUAUACUGGACCGACAAAUUGUUCAAACUGUAGCUGGUGGUGCUGUGUCCAUUUUGUCUCCUGUUCAGUUGUCUCAGGCUGGGCAAAGACCUCUUGCAACCUCCACAGAAGUGACCCAAUCCACACAAAAUCUUCCAAACUUGUCUUUACUCUCUGAUUCAUUAAGACAAGGAACUUUACAGAGAACAGUGUUUAUGUCUCCUUCUGGCUUGGUGUCUCAUAGCAAUAUACUAUCCCAGAGUCACGCCAAUACUUUGUUAGUUCCAGGGUCAUCUCUGUUGGGCAAUGCUCAAGGGACAGGAUCAUCACUGCAGCUGCCUCGUCUUAUGGCUCCUGUGCCUCAAAUACAAUAUGUUUCGCCAACACCCACCACACCUAGCCUGAGGACUCCCGUGUUAUCUAUGAUGCCCCCAAGGCUAAUUGCAGCCCCCAAAACACCGCCAGUGAUGGUUGUGGAUUCUAAUAAAACAUCACCUGUUUCAUCACAUUUGACAAAUGGAACUUCAUCACAGGAAGUGAAUGGGAAAACGGGUCAGAUAUUAACACUUCCAAGUGCUGUAGCAAAGCGGUUAAAUCUGCAGCAGCCAUUAGCUCUGAAAAUUAACAAUGUUCAGAUAACUGUGCCUCCCUCGUCCUUCCUGUUCACAAUGGAAGGUCUAAAACUAUUCCUCCCUCCAAAGACAUUCCCUUUACAAUCAGGAGAGACUGCUAAGUUAAGUGUGACUGUGACUAACGACAAAUCCAAUGCCUCUCAGCCGGAGGUGAGUGUGAAAAUCAACACAGAACAGGCUGAUGGGCUGGGAAGUAUUAAACCCCUGUCUGGAGACUUCUCAACAGCACCAGCACACUCCAGUGCAAAUGCAAACCAUCGAAAGACACGUUGGAAGAAUGGAAUAAACCCUGGCAUGUGUUAUGUGAAAAAACUGUAUGGUGGCUUUGACUGUAUGUUUUGUAUCUUCCAAUAUCUCAAUAUGAAGGACUUACUCAGGGUUGCCAUGGUAUGCAGGACAUGGAGACAGCUAGCUAUGCAUCCCAGUCAUUGGAAAAUUUUAAGGCUACAUGAUUUGAAGAUCCUGGAAUGGGACAAAGCUAUCAACUUCAUGUUGCUACGAGCAGUACAGUCUCUGAGCCUACGAGGACUGGUUCAUUAUGGAGACAAGAACCGCACAUGGCACCAACUGAUACCACACAUUCACAAGCUUUCUUGUCUACGGAAGAUCUCGUUUGGUAUUGUGCCAGCUUCAGUAUUACACAUGUGCAGUGAGAAGAUGCCCUACUUGGAGGUGUUUAUUGCUGAAAGCAUCACAGACAUGACCAGUGAACAGAUGUGGUCGGUGCCUACCAAACUUGACGUGGGUAAGUUCUCAGCUUUGACCCAGCUCCGAGAAUUAAGACUGCGAGGCGUGGCAGGCCUCCUGCUUCCUUCUUUUUCCUUCAGUGGUGGAUUGGCUCAGCUUGGCACUAUGAAGAAUCUCACAACAUUGUCACUGACAUCACUGAAGGAGGUGGAUGACAAUGAGUUUGGAUUCCUGACUGAACUUACCAAGCUAGAAGUUCUAGAACUUGGUCAUUGCUCCACUUGGUCAUCAGAGACUUACUUCCAUCUUGGUCAGCUGAACCAGCUCAAGUGUCUGCGGCUGGAGAGUGGAGGAGAGAUCCCAGAUAUUGGUCUUGGGGAUUCCCUCAUCAACAUGAAACAACUGGAGAAGCUGGAGCUUAUAAUGUUCGUAGUUGUCGAGACUCUGCAUCUAUCCCUUAGCCAGUUACAGAAACUUCAUCACCUGGUCAUCUGGCCCGACACAUCCAGUCAGCCAGCAGCAUUGGUAAAUUCUCAUGUACUGGCAGUUGUUUCAAGACUGGCGAAACUCCGAACACUGGAAUGGGGAAUCAUGGAAGAUAAACCAGUGACAUAUGAUCGCAAUGACAAUGCAGACUGUUCACAAAUGUCACAAACAGAAUGGAUUCCUUUCCUUUCUGCAGGCUUACCAGCAGAUGGAGCAGAAAUCCCAGACGAUGCUGUGCAAUAUAUGAGUGUUCAUCAGUUUACAGAGAAACUUGCCAUUAUUCAUCCAACAACAGAAAUUAAAGUGUUGAGUACAGAGUUGUUAAAUACCCAACAGUUACCGAGGAAUGAGGAUAGCUAGCAUUAGUUAUAUCAAGCAGAGGAGUGAGGAUCUCAAUACAAUGCAGUCUGUUCAGAGAAAGUGCCACUGUUAGAGAUAUAUUUAGGAAAAACUAAUCAUUUUCACAAAAUCAGUCUAACAAGUCCAAUGCAUACAUCUGUAGGAAAUUGUCAAGAGAGACAAGUCAAUGUAUUAAAGUAUUAAACUUUUUAGAAAACCAAAUAUUCAGUGACAUAAAUCCUGUUUUGAAAGUCCAUUUUGUGUCAUGAUUUAAAAUAGCAUUUAUUUUAAGAAAUAACCUUUUAAAAUAGUAAAAUAUUCCGUCAUAGUUGAAUGGUAAUAUCAAGGGAACCAUGAGUAUUGUAAAAUGUGGAAUAAGGAAUGACUAAAUAUUUUGAAAGAGUUUUGUAGUGUGUAUAUGUGAUUAUGGUUGAUUUGUUACAUACACAAUGGCAUAUGAUUGGAGAUAUUUUGAUGAUAAAACAUUUUAUUUGUGUUAUGAAUAAAAAGACAUGUGAUUAGACGAACAUUUGAAGAAUUGAGUUGAUAGUCUGUAGUCAUGUUCUGUUUUCAUGUGCUUUGAACAAAGGACAAUAAUUUUGAAUUUUUAAGCACACGUCUGUCCAGUAUGUAAGCUUGUAUUUCACAUUUUAUAGAAGCAUGCAAAGUAGCACUUGUUAAUUUGCUAUUGAGGGAAAGACUUGAUGUUUAUGAAGAUAUUUUUAACUUCAACAUCAAACUCGUGAUCAAAUAGUGCUUUGUCCUUGUUUAUCUGAAUGUGUAAAGAUUUAUUUAAUAAGUUUAUUUUUGUUUGUAAGCUGGACUAGUUUUCGCAAACAUUAAAAAUCACUUAUUUGUAAAAGAAUUCUUUUUAGUCUUUAUGAUAUGUACUAAAAUGAUUUUAUCAGAUGGUGGGCUCCCUACGAUGCUUCAUUUUGUGGUCUGUUUCUUCAUUCCUUUAACAGUUCUUGGUAUCGCUUUUUCUUGAGAAUCAAAACCAAAUUGUUCAUUUAUGUAAAUUGAAAUGCCAGUCAAAACCAUGGAAUUUUUCAUGUCAAUUUUUCAAAGAUUAAACUCUGUCUUGAUUUUUUUGUUGUUGUUUUUGUUGCAAAUAGGUUUUCAUUUUAAUUUGGAGAAUUGCAAAUAUGUAGCUAAAUUUUAUAAAGAAACAUAUAAAACUUAAAAUAUGACUGAAAGGUGAGCCAUCAUACUGAUAAGAACAAUAUAUAGUGAUAUCAAAGAUACAAGUGUUAAUGUUAAAAAAAAAAUGGUGACAUCAUAGAUAAGUAAAAAGGUAGAGCCCUGAUGGCAGAAAAUAAAUCUUAGUAUUCCAUUAGCAAUGAACCAUGUAUUAAUGAACAGUUUAUGUAUGGUAAUAGCACUACCAACCAAAUAUACUGAGGAGACGGAGGUCUGAGAUGGUAAUAAAUUGAGGUUAUUAUAAUAGGUUGUUGUUGUUGUCUCAUUUACUAUUUGAAUCUACUUAACUCUAUGAUAUCUUUAAAAUGAUUUAUCCAUUAAAACCCUCCUAACUCUUUUUCCGAUCAUUUCUAAUGAUGGUUGGCCUUGCAAUACAAAGAAUUCCCAACACAAUGAAAUCCACUCCUUCUCUUACCUACAAGUUAUUACCUAUUGUGUAUGGAGUGUUAGUAGAAUACUUAAGUAUUCACCAAGAAUUCCUCCACGGAGAUACCUACCAACCAGCACCUACAGCUAUAAAUCUCUAAAAGUCAGCUAUGAAAUUUCUGAUGAAACCUUAUCACCCUCUGUUAGUAGCUAAAUUUCUGUUAAAACCUUACCAUAACUCUCUGUUAGUAAUGAAAUUUCUGUUGAGCCCAUACUUUAACCCUCUGUUAGUAAUUAGAUUUCUGUUCAAACUUUACCAUAACCCUCUGUUAGUAAUAAAAUUUCUGUUAAAACUAUACUAUAACCCUUUGUUGAUAAUAAAAUUUCCGUUAAAACCAUACUUUAUCCCUCUGUUAGUAAUUAAAUUUCUGUUAAAACUAUACUAUAACCCUUUGUUAAUAAUAAAAUUUCCAUUAAAACCAUACUUUAACCCUCUGUUAGUAGAUUUUUGUUAAAAUCUUGCUAUAACCCUCUGUUAGUAAUGAAAUUUCUGUUUAAACUUUACCAUAACCCUUUGUUAGUAAGGAAAUUUCUGUUAAAAUCUUGCUAUAACCCUCUGUUAGUUAUGAAAUUUCUGGUAAACCCAUACUAUAGCCCUCUGAUAGUAAUUAAAUUUCUGUUAAAGUCUUGCUUUAACUUUCUAUAGUAAUGAAUUUUUAGCUCACAUGGACUUAAGGACCAAUGAGCUUAUGCCAUGAAGCGGUGUCCGUUGUCAAUUUUUAAUGAAAUAUUGCUACUGGUCAUGAAUGAUGUAACAAAUUUUGACCAAAUUUCAGUAGAUGCAUCCCUGAAGAAAAAAACCAAGUAUUGGUUCUUGGCCCAAGGGGCAGGGCCAAAAAGAGUGAAAUUUUGCAAGAUAAUGCCCAACGUAAUCUUAAGCUAAGGAAACAAUCAUGUACUUUGGUCCCUGCGGCAGAAGAUUUUGGGCUUAAUAGGGGUAAAUCUUUAAAAUCAUCCUGUAGGAAUGAGUGGAUAUUUGGCCUGAAACAUUCUUUGGUGAAGGGAAGUCCGUCUAAAUGUAAGGAAUUGGAACCCCUUGGGCUGGAGGGGUGAA
Molecule: messenger RNA, 6946 nt
Organism: Ylistrum balloti
Lineage: Eukaryota; Metazoa; Mollusca; Bivalvia; Pectinida; Pectinidae
Exons: 16
Coding region: 139-4287 (1382 amino acids)
Molecular function (GO): protein binding; DNA binding
Source: RefSeq, a predicted model, not a curated record